AUGAGCUGGGUUGAUCCCUGGCUCGAAUGCGCACAGCACAUCGCGAACGGGGUCAGAGAUCGAAUUGAGCACUAUAACCUCAACCGGAACGUCUACCUCAAGGAGCACCCGACCGCUGUGCGCCCCCUCUUACCAGAAAUACAGUCGUUUAUUCGAUUCAACCAUAUCGAGGUAGUGCAAGAACUCGCUCGCUUGUUGGCGCUUGGGCUCGAACUGCCAGAGGAUGCCCUAGUUCAGAAACUCAGCUACGAAGACAAAAACAAUGCAUAUUGCCGUUUUAUGAUGUAUCACCCACGACCUGAAGAGGAGGAAGUGAAGACGGAUCAGGUCUGGCUCAAGGGCCACCCAGAUCAAACUCUCAUGUCCGUCCUCUGGAGUCAGCCAGUCUCUGCUCUUCAGAUCCGCGACAGCGACGGAAAAUGGCGCUGGGUUAAGCACGUUGAAAAUGCCCUUGUUGUGAAUUGUGGCGACAGCCUUGACAUGCUCUCCGGCGCAUACUACAAGUCAGCGAUCCACCGCGUCAUCCGGCCACCGGAAGACCAGCGAGGCCACAACCGACUCGGCGUUUUCUACUUCUGCUACGCGGACGACGACGUCCAGUUAGAACCUCUUAUAGACAGCCCUGUCCUCCAGCGCGUCGGGAUCACACGGCGCGUCCCAGAAGGCAAGGCGCCCUUCAUGGAGGCGUGGAGGAAGGCGCGAACUGCCGCCUAUGGUACCUCGGAUCUGAAGAAAGGUCUAGAAGACGUUGAGGAGGAGAUUCUGGAAGGAAUUCGUGUAAAGCACUACAACUGA
Messenger RNA from Heterobasidion irregulare TC 32-1, 795 nucleotides. It is a transcript of the gene cup1, whose product is annotated as Cupin1. The record is from RefSeq and is a predicted model, not a curated record. The coding region runs from base 1 to 795 and encodes 264 amino acids. NCBI's taxonomy places the organism in Eukaryota, Fungi, Basidiomycota, Agaricomycetes, Russulales, Bondarzewiaceae. The transcript has 7 exons. Gene Ontology annotation, molecular function: dioxygenase activity.